Molecule: messenger RNA, 993 nt
Organism: Triticum turgidum subsp. durum (durum wheat)
Lineage: Eukaryota; Viridiplantae; Streptophyta; Magnoliopsida; Poales; Poaceae
Source: the annotation of a GenBank genome assembly
AUGGUGACCAGUUCUGGAAUGUACCAAUGCGCAUCAAUUACAACUGACAGUGUGGCACGGACGUUUCUGAUGUCGCAGAUUGAUUCGCACGCGCGCCGCGAGGAGCAGGAGCGGCCGAUGAUGAACGACGGCCGGGUCCACCCGGCGGCCACCAGCUCCGACUUCUCCGGCGAGUACGCCUACUCCUCCUCCGACCCCUCCUCCAGCCCGCUCUACAGCUUCCACUUCGAGAAGCCCGUCCCGCCGCCGCCCCAGCACCAAAACAAGCCGCAGCCUGGCACGUACGUCGUGCAGGUGCCCAAGGACAAGGUCUUCCGCGUACCGCCGCCGGAGAACGCGCGCCUCUUCCAGCACUACACCCGCCGCGCCAAGCGCCGCGCCGGCUGCUCCUGCCUCCGCGCCUGCCUCUACCUCGCCGUCGCGCUCCUCUCCCUCGCCGUCCUCCUCGCCGCCGCCGUCGGGGCCGUGUACCUCGCGUUCAAGCCCAGGCAGCCGGCGUACACGGUCGUGUCCCUCGCCGUGUCGGGCCUCGCCGGGGUCGGCAACGCCUCCGCGCCCGGCGCGCUCUCGCCGGGGUUUGCCGCGACCGUCCGCGCCGACAACAGCGCCAACGGCAAGGUCGGCGUGCACUACGACGGCGCCGGGAGCCGCGUCGCCGUGUCGUACGAGGGCGUGAGCCUGGCGGACGGCGCGUGGCCGGCCUUCUACCAGGCGCCGGGCAACAUCACGGUGUUCGUGGCGAAGGCCAAGGGCACCGGGAUACGGUUCUCGGAGCGCGAGCGCGGGCAGAUGGCCGCGGCGGAGCGGCUCCGGUCGGUGCCGUUCGACGUGGACAUCACGGUGCCCGUGCGGCUGCAGCUCGGCGGGCUGAGGACGUGGGCCGUGCCGGUGACGGUGCGGUGCGCCAUGGCGGUGGACAGGCUCGCCGCCAGCGCCAAGAUGGUGUCCAGGUCCUGCGACGUUAAGGUGCCGUUCCUGUUCUGGAGGAACUGA